AUGGCUAGUGAUAGCGACAGCAGCAGCAGCAGCUCGGCAUCCAGUGCUUCUCCCUCAGCAGCCAGAAAAGCUCAGCAAACCCAGGCUUCAAAAAAGCGCAAGGCGGCUGAGGCCCGGAUGUUACCGAUCCUCGACACCGGUGGCUGCUCUGAUGCAGCGAGCACAGAGGGGGAUGAGAAGUGCAUCGCGUGGGGAAAAUACAGAAAAGUGCAGUCCGCCUCUGGCGUGGUCCGGGUGCCAGUAGGAGCCUCAGACGGAAUCUGCCGAAACGUCUAUCGCUUGUUGGGCUUCCCCCACAAAUAUGGUUCGCAGGCAGAGUACCUCAAGAAAGUAGAAGCUAAGCAAGUGGAUCAUGAUGAGUUUUUGAAGAGUCGUGCAGAGUACGUGAAAAAAAUGAAGAAAGGUGGCCAGGCAGGGGCUCGCACCAAGAAGCGUGAAAAGGAGGACUUGAAGACCGCCUCUACCUUAAAGACGGUGAAAGAUACGGGCGUGAGAUUCGAAGGUCCCUUGAUGCAGUUCAUCGAUAUCACCCAAUGGGAUGCCAAGGAGGACGGCGUUCUGGACGAGACCAAAAUCGUGGAAGAGGCAGGCUUUUUGUCGCAGGAGAUCAACGGUGAAACCGUCAAAGGAAUCUACAAGAUGAGAGGAAGAAGGGGUUGUUAUGAUGUCAGGAACUUCGACACGAAAAAGGCCCGGACGGAGACGGAAGAACACUCCAAGAAGGAUUCGAAAGCCAUGUUCGCUGACCAGGCCCUCGCCAAUAAGAAAGUGGCCAUACAGGCGGCAUUCACUGAGACUCAUCAGGAACGUGUCUCCAAGGCUGUUGAGGCAGCUCCCACGUCUUAUGAUGCAGAGGGCAUCCUGGCCCUGUUGCAAAGCUCUGUUCUUGGAGGAAAUGCAACAGCGGCCUCCGGCCUGGCAAAACCUGCAGACAACGACCAAAAGGAGUCGGAUGGUUCUGAUGAGUCAAAUGCAGAGCUGGAUGAGUCAAGUUCCGAAAGUGACGAUGAGGGCAAAGCUCAGGAACGUUUGCAAAGCUUGGCAGGAAAGAAGAAAGCUAAAGCGAAAUCUCAACCGAAAGCCGCUCCCAAAGCAUCGACCGCGAAGGCAGGGCCAACAAGAUCGACAGUUUCAGUCUCAUUGCCACCAGUGGAAAAGACACAAUCGCAGCAGCCGUCUAAAGCAAGCGCUCCGAGCCAGCCAGCGAAGAAGCCGAGUUCCGAUGAUUUCGGUGCCGUCGCUUCGCCAGCAAAGACGUUGAACUUGGACGGUCGUGGCAUGAGAUUGAAAGACAGCCUCAAGAAGGAGCUUGCGGAGCUCAAGCUCAAGUUCGAGGGUCAGCUCGGUUUUGGAAAUGACUACAACUUCUUGGACAAGAAGGAGCAUGCCGCCCGACAGCGGUCUUUGACCGGGGUGUCAAAUUCCGUCCAGAACUCCAUGCGUCGUAUUGAGAACAGUCCAAACAAAGUCUCUUUCGAGUCGGAGAUUGAGGGUUUUGAGUCAUUGCGGUCGCUCGUCCAACAUGCUUUGGACUUGAACACGGCCUUGGCUUCGACCACUGGCGGUCCCAAAGCCAUUGAGGAUCCGUACGAAUGUUUGAAAGAGAACGGGCUCAUUCGUGUUGGAUCCUGUUUUUGGUUUAAGCUCUUGGAGUGCAAAUUGAAUGAGAAGAUCCUCUUCAAAAACCUUUCGGAUUAUGUUGGCGUGCUUUGCGAAGACAGCAAAGAGGAGGACGUGUUGAAAGAUGGGUCCUGGGGGCGGAACCAGGCUAGGAACCUGGCUUCGGAAGUAUGUGACCAGAAGAGCAACAGCCUAUUUGAGAAUGUCAUAUUCACGUGCGAGCUGACCCGUGAUCUGCUCGCAGAUGAUAUCUCGGGAAUGGCCAGUGCCUUGGAGAGGUUUGCAAAAGUGGCAGAGGAGGAUGUCUUAGAGGAUGGAGUCCUCCAAUUCUUCCAGAAACACAAAAUCGGCAUGCAGAUCAUCUCCCAAUGCAAGGCCCAGGUGGAAGCCGGACAAGCCCAGCUCCAGGAAGAGCUGCAUGUGAGCAACUUGGAAGCGGCCCUGAAAGAGGUGAAGGACUUUCAAGGCGAAAUGACCGGUCAUGCCAUCUCCGAUGUGGUCGCACAUUUCUGGAAGCUGAAACAAUCCAAACAAGAAUCCAAGCUUAUGCAGAAGCACAAACUGAGGGUUCAGAGUAUCAUCAAAGAGUUUUGGGAGGUCCUCACCGUGGCAAUCCAGAACAUCUUGUCGAGCACGAUGUGCUCAUGUAUUGAAGAUCUUCUUCAUCGGCUGGAAGCCGAAAACACUAAAGAGGAAGUCCAAGAGUUUGACUUGGAAGAGACGUUGAAGACAAUGAGGUGUUCGGAUAUCCUUCAUCAUGACUUCUGGAGCGACGUUGGGUUGAAGAAGUUGCCCCAAUCCUUGACGCAGCUUUUCGACAGCUAUGCCAAGGCGUGUGACACCAGCGGGCCACUCAUCGAGUAUGUCUUCGCCAAGAGCAAGAUAGGGCAGAUAGGGACUACUCGCAGUAUGAAAGAUCCGACGUCUGAUCUCCUACAUGAAUGGACCUCGUGUGAUGUGCUCGUCUGUGCUUUUGUGGAUGAGCAGGGUAUUCUUGAUGGUUUCAGAACGACUUUUGUGAAAGUCGCUCAGAAAGAGCUUCAUGACAAAGCCAUGACAGCCUUCCAGGAUGUAGGUCGCAUGAUUUCGAGUUGCAUAUCAGCGGUCUCAGACCUGGAGGCUAUGGCAGGACAGUUGGCGGAGGUCAAGGAUAACACAGCAGCACUCGGAAAGAGUGGAUUGUGGCGUCUCGUGCUGCCGUCGUUCCUCAAGGUUGCGUCUGAUACAGUGGCUGCCGUGAAGAAGGAUUCCACUUUGGGAGAUCUUCUGGCUGCCUUGGAGUCUCAAGACGCAUGCUUGUCUAAUGUUCAAGCAGCAGCCCAGCGAUAUCAGAAAGAGUGGGAACUAGAUCCACUUGGCAAAUUUGCGGCCACUAGGCUGGCGUCUCCUGAGUUCGAAUCUUGGGUGAAUGGGCUCGGAGACAAGAUCACCGAGAGAAUCAUGCAGAAAGGAGGUGAGCAGCAACAGUCUUUGAAGAAGUUGCAGGAUAGAGGAAACCAGCUGCUCGGCAAGAUUCCCGAAUUCUGCCCCGCAAAUGAGGAAGAGUACAGGAAAGCCAUGGCCAUGCUCCACGAGGCCUAUGCUUCUUCUGGCAACAGUUUGCGGAAAACUGCUCAAGAAGUCUUGAAAGCUCACGGUAUUCUGCAAAAGGUUCGUUCCAGCUCCGUGAAUAAUGAUGGUGUUGGUGCGGCCUCUGGCCUGGCAGCAAAUCUGAAAGAAUGGCAGUCCAUAGCCACGAAUGCCCAAGGCCUCGGGCAGUGCCUUGUGACUCAUCUGACGGUUUAUGCCAUGGUGACAGUCCUCCGGGCACCGGUGAUGGGCAGCAAGUCCGACAGCGGAAAGAAACUGGUAGGAAAGACUCUGGGAAAGUGUGCGGUGGAUUUCCCGAGCCUGUGGGAGAAGUGCAAGGCUAAACAAGAUGAGGAGAUGUCACGGCAACGGAAUCUCUCCACGAGUGAAGGAGACGGCACUCGUGGACGCGUGCAGCAAGGAGCCACACCCACCAGACGAGCCAGGCAGAAAACUCCGCCAGCAAGGGAAGCCACACCCGACAAGACCCAAGCGACCCAGGCAUCUCAGGAGCAUCCGAUCCCGGAUCCAUCCCAGAAAUCAUCAACUGAAGCCGUGGUUGCACACGAGGCCAAUCCACUAUCGCCCACAUCCGAAGGCAAGAUGCUUGAGCAACUCCAAGAGUCUCUCGAGGCAGAUGGCGACAAGGGCGACGGCAACACGUCUAUCGACGUCCGCCCCCCGCCAGCUCCCCACGAAGCAGCUGCAGAGCCAACAGCCGGCCAAGCCGAGAAGAACGAUGACGAACUUAGCAGCUCUUCUAGUCAUUUUACGGUCAGGGUAACGAGAUUCAAAGCAGUGAAGAAGGAAAAGCCAGAGGAGCCCGGCCAGACGCCCCCCGAGGACGACAAGAAGAAAGAUACGAAAGAGAAGAAGGAGAAGAAGGAGAAGAAGGAUAAGAAGGACAAGAUCAAGAAUGAUAAGAAGGAACACAAAGACAAAGACAAGCCUGACAAGAAGGACAAGAAGGAAUCCAAGGAGAAGAAAGAGAAGAAAGAGAAGAAAGAGAAGAAGGAGAAGAAGGAGAAGCAGGGUAAGAAGGAGAAGAAGGAGGGGAAAGACAAGCAGGAUCAGGAUCAGGCUAAGAAAGAGAAGAAAUCCAAGAAGGAUAAAGAAGAUAAAAAGGACAAGAAGGAUGCUAAGGAGAAGGAUCACAAAGAGCAAAGGUCGAAAUCCAUGCCCAAAGAGCCGAAGCGAGCAAAGCAGGAGCCAAAGGCAGCUGCUGAAGAAGCCCCCUCGCAGCCUGAGGGCCCUGUUGUUGUCCCGGCUCGCGGCGGUCGUGGUCGCGGCGGUCGUGGCGGCCGUGGCCGCGGUCGUGGUGUUGUCGAAGAAGGCCAAGAACAAGAACCAUCAGCAGCAACAGCAGAAAAGGCCAAGCCGGGAAAGGGCAAGGGAAGAGGAAAAGGCAAGACCAGAAAGGAACCCGUGGCAAGCGGCAUGGGCCUGGCGAAGAUGAUGGCCAAUCGGAACUCGGCAUGA
Messenger RNA from Symbiodinium sp. CCMP2592, 4668 nucleotides. The record is from the annotation of a GenBank genome assembly. Lineage: Eukaryota; Dinophyceae; Suessiales; Symbiodiniaceae.